AAGUAUUUAAAUUUAAAUCAAUAAUUCUUCAGAAGUGUCCCCGAUAUUGGACAUUUUACUUCCCUGUGCGAAUUCCUUUUCGUCAACAUGUUCAUGCGAUAAAUAUAUAAAGUUAUGGCCUCAUCAGUCAACAACUUUUGUACAAUUUGCCAUGAUGAUGGGUUAUCAAACAGAGCAGUCACAUGGUGCACAGAAUGUGAGGUUUUGUUUUGUGAAGACUGUGCAAAACCUCACAGCAAGUCAAGACUUUCUAAGAACCAUAAAACUCUGUCAUCUGAAGACUAUCAUAAGUUACCUGCAUUCAUCCAAGAAAUAAGCAGUCAGUGCAAAGACCACAAGAAGAAAUUUGAAUUGUAUUGUUCUUUCCAUGCCUGUCCCUGCUGUGUCCAAUGUGUCAGUGAUAAACACCAGAAAUGUCAAGAUCUGAAAGCCUUGUCUGACGUCCUGAAACAAGUAAAAUCAUCUGCAUCAGUUCAAAUUUUUGAAAAGGAUUUGAAGGAUUUGAAGGAAAACUUAGAUACAACCAUAAAAUACAUGAAAACCAGGAUCAAUGCCAUCAAUACCAAGAAAACUAAAGCCGUUGAUGAAAUCAAGUAUAUGAGGAAGUCGAUCAAUGAUUACUUAGACAAAUUAGAGCAGGACAUUCUUAUUGACUUAGAGUCUAAACAUUCAAAGCUCACAUUAAACAUGGCCACUCUUGUGCAGGAAAUGGAACAACGAACUAUUCAGAUUAACCAAAUGCAGAGCCAGUUUACCAAAAUGACACAAUAUGCAACAGAGCUACAGAUAUAUAUUGGUCUUAGAGAAAUUGAGAAAACUACAUCACAAACGGCGAAAUAUAUAGACGAUUUACAAAGUGGAGACAAUUUCAUUGAAAAGAAUCUCGAGGUUAUCAUUUCAUCUGGUCUUCAAUCACUUUUAUUCGAUAUCAAAUCCUUUGGAGAAAUCGCUAUCAAUACCACCUCCUCUACCCUCCAAAUAAAGGCUGGAAGAAAAGAUCAAGCCCAGCAUUUGAUUUCAAAAGUUCCGGGAUUUGAAGAAAUAAAGCCAUCCUUGUUGACCAGAUUGACGAUUCCCAAAGAUAUGAGGACUUUAAGUAUAUAUGCAUGUUGUAUAUUGUCUGAUGGUAAAUGUAUUAUACUUGAUAGCAACAAAGGACAACUACUGCUGUUCAGUAGUGGUGGGAUCUUCAUCAGAAUAGUAGUUACAUUCAAACAAGUUCCAUUUGAUGCCUGCUUUGUCAGAAAUAAUACAGUAGCUGUCACUUUAGGAACAGCCCAUCAGAUAAAACUGGUGGAUAUAGAAAAGAACAAAAUUAUUCAAACAUUCAAAAUUUCACAUGUUUGUAAUGGAGUAGCAAGUAUUGGUGAAACUUUGUUCAUCAGUGAUUGCAACCAGAUUACUAGAGUGAAUCUGAAUGACGGGUCGCAUACAUCCUUUUACGUAAAGGAAAACGUUGGGAAUAUUUCAUUAUUCCAAGGAAAUAUCUAUGGUUCAAAUUUCUCAAAAAAUAAAGUCUGUUGCUAUAAUAGUAGAGAAACUCUGUGGAUAUAUCAGCACCAGGAUAUUGACAACCCAGUAGGAAUUACAUUAGACAAAAAGGGCUUUGUUUAUAUAGCUUCUUCUAAAAAAAACAGUGUCGUGGUAGUAUCUCCACAUGGUAAAAUCUGUAAGACCAUACUAUCAGAAGAUGAUGGAAUCAAGCAUCCUUAUGGAAUAGACAUAAACAAAGAAACAGGAAUGAUGAUAGUGUCUACUAAAAUAAGUGAAGAUAGAAAUACAGAUUAUGAAACAGCUUUUGUUUAUAAGAUUUAAAAUUUGAAUUUAUGUUUUGAAUCGAAUUAUAUCUGAUAUCAAAAUCAAUUUAUCUUCUAGUGUUUGGUAGUUUUACUUGUGAUAAAAGACACUGGAAUUCCAAAGAAAAUAAAUCUUAUACUAUAAAGUUGACAGGCGGGUGGUCGGCUGACAAACACUGUCUUUGCAAUAACUUGAUUAUACUUUUACGAAAUAUUUUCGAAUUAAGAUAUGUUGUCUACAGUGAGUAAACGACGGUCAAGUCUAGUUUUAGUUUAAAGAUUUUAACUUUUGUCAUUAUUGAGUUUCAACCAUUCAUGUAGCAAAAUGUGCUUGAAAUUGAUUUUGGCCUUUCAUUUUAUACAAGAUUGUAUGUAUUUGUUUUAUG
Messenger RNA from Mytilus trossulus (common blue mussel), 2182 nucleotides. RefSeq lists its product as uncharacterized. Lineage: Eukaryota; Metazoa; Mollusca; Bivalvia; Mytilida; Mytilidae. The transcript has 2 exons. The record is from RefSeq and is a predicted model, not a curated record. Gene Ontology annotation, molecular function: zinc ion binding. Bases 115 to 1815 code for a protein of 566 amino acids.